Molecule: messenger RNA, 2247 nt
Organism: Pomacea canaliculata
Lineage: Eukaryota; Metazoa; Mollusca; Gastropoda; Architaenioglossa; Ampullariidae
Product: centrosomal protein of 44 kDa-like
Exons: 11
Coding region: 194-1636 (480 amino acids)
Cellular component (GO): centrosome; spindle pole
Source: RefSeq, a predicted model, not a curated record
AACGCGAACACGCUUCAACUGGAAAGCGGAAACAGACGGCGCUCUGGUGCUGUGCGCCAUAUUCGAACUAGACGGGCAAGCGGCAGGUCGGGAUUAAUACACCAGCCUCCAGCCGAGUUGUCUCGUUUUCCCGUUUUCUUACCGCUGGCUUGCUUGCCGUUUCACUGGGGGGCUUCAUUCAAAGCAGCUAGCGAUGGGGUCAAGCGUUGGGGACAUAAGGAAUAACAUGAAGAUUCUUCAAAAUGAGAUUCGCCACAUUAAGUAUCCAGAUGAAGUUGACUAUGUAGAGAUCUCAAAAGGCAUGCCUCAGGCAUAUUUGCCACUCUACCACUAUGCAUUCAGCACAUACAGCCCUGUCUUUGCUGAUGAAAUUAUUCAUUUGUUGGAUGAUACUCUAUAUAGCAAAUCUGAUCUUCGCUUUAUGGAAUCUGUCUACAGGGUGUUGCGUGAUCUAUUUCGUUACAAGCCAUCAAUCACAAAAGAGCAGUUUUUUUCUGCUGGUAACUUUGCUGAGCGGAAAGUCAUGAUGUGUACAGAUAUCCUACGAUUAGUUCGAGAUCGUGUACGUUUGCUUGAACCACAGAAACCAACUAAUCCCAACAUAAAAGUAUCUUCUGUCAUAGACAACCGCCGCAACUCAAAGUUAGGAUCCCGUGUGCAUUUGUCAGAGAAUGUCAGUGCAGAACCUUCACUUGACAAUUCUCUUGUGCGGAAAACCUCCAGAACAUCAUCUCUGCAGGGCUCAUCACCUGUCCAAAAUCAACCUGCUGAGAACUACUCAGAAGAAACCGUGUGCAAAGUUACAGGUUACGUGAGGCCCAAGUCAGGCAGAGGGCUUGCCCAAGUUGAAGCUCAGAGUCCAGAUUCUUCCAUGGACUUUUUUCCUUUCCGCACUGACCACUCUGAUGCCAUGGAAACCAUUUUGGCCAAAGUUCGAGAUUUGCCAUCUCAGCUUUCUAACUUCAUGCAGGCUGUGGAGAAUCGACUUUAUUACAUGCAGGAGAAGCUUCAAGAAUGCGAGACUGUCAUCAAGGAGCUUAAGACCCACGAAAUGGAAAGGGAAAUGAAGAAGAAGGCUGAAGAAGACCCUAUGCAGCUGGUGGACAGCCUCAGAUCUCGUCUUCUGCUUUUAGAAAACCGUGUCAAGCUCCUUGAAUCCAAGAAUAAGGUUUGCCAAGCACCAGCAGAUGAAAAGAAGCAUUCUGCCAACCCCUUUGUGUCUCUGGAAAAAGGAGGAGGAUACCAGGGAGACCAGAUACAAAUGGAUUCAAGCAUGUUUUCAGAGUUUCAAAGGAGCAACAGCAAUUCUUUUGCCAGCACAACAAUCAAAGAUUUCUCACCAAUCAGAAGAGAAAACCUGUUCUUUGCCGAUGAUACUGUGUCCAGCACUCCAGACACCCACUCCCGCCGUUCUAGUACACCUAACCACAGUGUCCACGCUGUUGUCAAUGGGAGACCUACCUGUACCCUGGGUGAAGAGCAGGGAGGAAAACAAGAGACAUCUGUGAGCAACAUUUCUUUGUAUGCUUUGGACACACCUACACAAAAUCAAGUGGAGCGAAUCAGAAGCUUACUGGAGUCUACAAAACAUCUUCUACCUGGUGUUUCUGGCGACAGCCCUGUCAAUGCAGUGUGACAUCAUUUGAAUGGCGAAAUUGUUCAUGAGUUGUGCACUCCUUUCUGUUCAUGAGGACUGAUUAUCCAUCAUGACAAAAAUGUCACUACUUGAACACCAUCAAGUGAUAACCUCAUUGUAAGCAAUUUUAGUUAAGGACUCCUGUAUUCAAGUAAUGAACAUUGCAAUAUUUAUAUAUUUUCCUUUCUACUGAAUGAACAGUAUGUGAAUCUGAGGCUGUACUUGCACGUGUUUUUGUGGUUGGGCAAGAGUGUGUGUGAGUGCAUACAGCAUCAUUUGUGAUUAUCAUUUGAUAUGAUGCUUAUUUAUUUCUUUAGAUGAGUGAGCUAGAAAGUGAUUUCAGAGAGUGUGAUACAUUGUGAUAUGUUUGCAAUUUUAAAAAACACUGCGUACUGUUAAAAUCAGUCACAUCAAAAACAUUGUUCCUGCAAGUCAGUUACUUCCUGUGAUCAUAAUUUUUCAGAUGACAAGGAUUUCAUUUUUCCACUCGCUAUAGCACACGCUAUUUAUUCAAACAAAAUGGAGACUUUUAUUAAGUCUUACUGAUAAAAUUACGAUGUAAAAAAAUAUGUGAAAUGUAGAAAAGUCAGAGUUGACUCUAUUUCAUCUGA